GUCGAAAGUUUUUCCACCAAUUUCCGUCGGAGCUCCGCCUACAACCAAUAGCCAAUCAGCAGGAUGUAGGAAGCCUCAUUCCACUGGUAAGCGAGACAAUUAGCGUCGUGGGGCGUGGCCUAGGAUGGCUCGGCUGGCCAAUCUCGUGUUGCGGCUCAGAGUGGCGAGAGCCGAAGAAGGAAAUGCUGAGUGUGGCCUGUUGCCGGCUUUUGGUACCAAGAGCUUUGCUGGGAUAUUCAGCGGGGAGGCGACUGUAUAGUGAAAAGUGUACGAAGGAGCGCAUCCAGGAUGGACCCAAGACCACAAAGGUUCCAAAGAUCUAUACAAAAACAGGAGACAAAGGUUUCUCCAGUACAUACACCAGAGAAAGGAGGCCCAAAGAUGAUCUGCUGUUUGAAGCACUGGGAGAUACAGAUGAACUGAACUCUGCUAUUGGGCUUGCAAGAGAAUUUAGUCUAGAUGCCAAUCACAUAUUUGUGCCUGAACUUGAAAAGAUACAGUGUAUGCUUCAGGAUGUUGGAUCAAACAUUGCAACUCCACUGUCUUCUGCUAGAGAAAGCCACAAAGUAAGAACAUCAUUCAGUGCAGAACCUGUUCAGGAGCUUGAGCAAUGGAUCGAUAAAUACACCUCUCAACUUCCUCCACUGACUAACUUCAUUUUGCCUUCUGGAGGUAAAACCAGUGCCGCCCUUCAUGUUGCCCGAGCAGUGUGUCGCAGAGCAGAAAGGAAAGUAUUUAAAGUCAUUCAGGCUGGAGAGGCAGAUCAAAAUGUUGGAAAAUACUUAAACAGGCUGAGCGAUUGUCUAUUCACAUUAGCGAGGUAUGCCGCACAAGCAGAAGGCAGGAAAGAGACAGUCUAUACAAGAACACCCUGAAGCUUCCAUACAUGUGUAACAUCCCGAAUGUGCAAAUUGCAUUGUAUUUCAAGUUUCCUUGUGGUAGCUGAAAGGCCGGCUGAGUCAGCCAUAUGGACAGUUUGACGUUGCUAAUGGUUUGGGCUCCUACAGUACAUUCAAGGCCUGCUUUAGGUAUUUUCAGGCAUUCUCUGAAUACCUUCUACAUCCACUGCUGUGAAACUGUGAUAGCUGCCAAAGCAGGAAUACUACUAUCAUCUUGGUUAAGUGAACUCAUCACACAAAAAGAAACCUUCAAGUUAACCUGUACAGGUUUGUGUCAGACUGUGAGGAAGAAAUAAAGCAUGAUUUAGUACAGGAGAUGAAUUCACUUUAAUGGAAACCUAAAACAAUGAAGACAUGAUGUUGGCAAGGUGACCGUAGAAGUGUAAAUGCUUGAUAUUGGUAAAUUGGGCAGAUUUAUUACAGCAUGGUAUAUUUUACUGGGCCUUAAUCAAUAAACACUGCAUGAUUAAAAAAAAAAAA
Xenopus tropicalis (tropical clawed frog) is the source of this 1379-nucleotide messenger RNA. RefSeq names its product metabolism of cobalamin associated B (gene mmab). The record is from RefSeq and is a predicted model, not a curated record. Gene Ontology annotation, molecular function: corrinoid adenosyltransferase activity. Gene Ontology annotation, biological process: cobalamin metabolic process. Lineage: Eukaryota; Metazoa; Chordata; Amphibia; Anura; Pipidae. The coding region runs from base 183 to 875 and encodes 230 amino acids. The transcript is spliced from 9 exons.